GUCAAUGAUCUUUAGCUCCGGAGGUGUAGACCCGCAGUCCCUUUGCUUUUUGUCCUCUUAAAUUAUAUAUACGUGUAUGUAUACGUUACCCACCACUAGCAGGGAAGAGCAUUUUCUCCCCCUCCUUUCCACUCCCAAUUCUCCUCAGCAUUUAAAGGAGAAUUGCCUUUUUUAUGUUUUCUUUUAAAGGCUUUUAAAUAUUGUUGCAGGGAGAUGGAGGACUCAUUUCAAACCGUUCUCGUGUACUUAAGACCAAUAUUGUCUCCAUAUGGCUGGCCUUUCAAAACCGAAUCCUCUUCUUUGAAACACGCGAGAGAGAUUUUUUAAAAGCUAUUAAAACUCCUAACUCUUCAAAACAAACGAAAAAAAAUACUUACAGAUAAUUGAACUGCUUUUAUCUCUCUCUCUCUUACUUUUUUUUCCUGUUUGGAACUUUUACCAGUCCUGAUAGAGCCCUCAAAGCUCCACCAAAACACCGCCUUUAAAACUCCUCUUGGUGCUCGCAUCAGAUGUAAGCGGCGGAUUUCUCAGGCUCUGCCGGUGCAGUUUUCCUCCCGUUAGGGCUCAGCUCACUGCAUGUGCAGUCCAUGCGCACGUUACUUUGCACCAUAUCGGACUGAUUCGCACUUUUUAGAUGUUUUUAAAUCGUCUCGUCCGUCCAAUCCGACUUGAUUUGCGACUAUUCGGGACAGCGUUUUGAGUUUGGGGUUUUGGAGGAUGGAUAAAAGACUCGUUUUAUUUUACUUUGGCGGAAAGGUCGCGCUUCACAGGGGUGCACGAAGUUGAAUUUUCUUUGGAAUUGGGGUUAUAUAAACGCCGUCACGUGGCGGAGGCAUUCGCUUGCUGGAAAGCGGCUCCUACCUCUCGGGGAGGACGGGGGGAUCUUUCAGCCUCCCCGGCCCAGAGAGCCCGAUAUCGGCCCUGGGGAUGGGGAGGCCCAGCCCCCCCCCGGGACACCCCCACCUCGCGGCCACGCGUGUGCUGAGCGGCUCGGUCCCGCGGCAAGGUGCCCCGUGCGCGCUGCCGGGCGGACUGCGGGAAGGCGGCUGUUUACCUUGUCCAAAAGAUGCAUUUAAUAAUACCGCCUCCCCUCUCCCCAUCCCCCACCCCAAAUCCUAUCAUCCCUUGCGGGCUGCGAUAAUAAAUAAAAGUCUUUAUUUCUCCCUCUCCAAAAGUUAAAGGGCCUUGUCCUCUCCCCGGGCUGCUGGAAUGGGGGAUUCGGCGAAGGAAGCUCGUAACAUGGCGGACACCGAGGAAGGCUUCGGGCUCCCGAGCACGCCGGCUGACUCGGAGGCCAAGGAGCUGCAGGCUGAGGCCAAGCAGGACCCCCAGCUGGGGACCACCAGCAAGGCCCCCACCUCUCCGCAGGCAGCCUUCACCCAGCAGGGCAUGGAGGGGAUCAAAGUGUUUUUGCACGAGCGGGAGCUGUGGCUGAAAUUUCACGAGGUGGGGACGGAGAUGAUCAUAACAAAGGCUGGAAGGCGUAUGUUUCCCAGUUACAAAGUGAAGGUCACUGGACUCAAUCCAAAAACGAAGUACAUACUGUUGAUGGAUAUUGUACCAGCGGAUGACCACAGAUACAAAUUUGCAGAUAAUAAAUGGUCCGUGACCGGGAAGGCAGAGCCGGCCAUGCCCGGCCGCCUCUACGUGCACCCCGACUCCCCCGCUACCGGAGCCCACUGGAUGAGGCAGUUGGUUUCCUUCCAGAAGCUGAAGCUCACCAACAAUCACCUCGAUCCCUUCGGACAUAUCAUCCUGAACUCCAUGCACAAGUACCAGCCCCGGCUCCACAUCGUGAAGGCAGAUGAGAACAACGGCUUCGGCUCCAAGAACACAGCCUUCUGCACCCAUGUCUUCCCAGAGACCGCCUUCAUUGCUGUUACAUCCUACCAAAACCACAAGAUCACUCAGCUGAAGAUUGAGAACAACCCCUUCGCAAAAGGUUUCCGCGGCAGCGAUGACAUGGAGCUCCACAGGAUGUCCAGGAUGCAGAGUAAAGAGUACCCAGUUGUUCCCAGGAGCACAGUGAGACAGAAAGUGUCCUCCAAUCACAGCCCCUUCAGUGGUGAGACCAGGGUCCUUUCCACCUCCUCCAACCUGGGCUCCCAGUACCAGUGUGAGAAUGGGGUGUCAAGCACCUCCCAGGACCUGCUGCCACCUGCCAACCCCUACCCAAUCUCCCAGGAGCACAGCCAGAUCUACCACUGCACCAAGAGAAAAGAUGAGGAAUGUUCCACCACCGAGCAUCCCUACAAGAAGCCCUACAUGGAAACUUCACCGGCGGAAGAGGAUCCUUUCUACAGGUCCAGUUACCCCCAGCAACAGGGACUGAACACUUCGUACAGGACUGAAUCAGCCCAGCGCCAGGCAUGUAUGUACGCCAGCUCUGCUCCCCCCACGGACCCCGUGCCCAGCCUGGAAGACAUCAGCUGUAACACGUGGCCCAGCGUGCCAUCCUACAGCAGUUGCACAGUGUCUGCCAUGCAACCCAUGGACAGGUUACCCUACCAGCAUUUCUCUGCCCACUUCACCUCAGGGCCUCUGAUGCCCCGGCUCAGCAGCGUGGCCAACCACACGUCCCCCCAGAUAGGAGACACCCAUAGCAUGUUCCAGCACCAGACCUCGGUUUCUCACCAGCCCAUCGUGCGGCAGUGCGGACCUCAGACCGGCAUCCAGUCUCCCCCCAGCAGCCUGCAGCCUGCAGAGUUCCUCUAUUCCCACGGUGUGCCUCGAACCCUCUCGCCCCACCAGUACCACUCGGUGCACGGCGUGGGCAUGGUGCCAGAGUGGAGCGAGAACAGCUAACGAGGCAGUCGAUGGAAAUGGGAAAUAAAUAAAUAAAUAAAUAAAAUAAGAUAAAAUAAAAUAAAUAAAAAAGCCGAGGGGAAAAUAAAAAAAAAAAAAAAAGGGAAAAAAAAAUCCAACACACCAUCGUUAACAAAAAUGAGAGCGUUUUGCAAGACUCCUUUAAGCGAAUGUUCAGCACCAGCACUCGAGAGGGACAGACGCUGACCGUGCCAACGGUUGGAAGCACACAUGGAGCACUCAUUGGCCAUGGCACGAUGUGCCCCCCCUGGUGCUUUGGUUCUGAAGGCAAACCAGGGGAGUAGAGCGCUGACCCCCAGCCCGUGUCUCUGCCACAGCCCUCCCCUGCCCGGCCCUCCCCUGCUCCUCUCCUUCCCAAAGGGACAUGUGACUCCUGCUGCCUUUCUCAACACGGCCAGAGUGCUGGGAUGAAAACAACUAUGAUGUUACUUUUUUUUUUUUUUUUUUUUUUUUUUUUGUGGUGUUGAUGUUGACAAUGUUAUAUAAUAAAUAAUAAUAUAUAUA
Molecule: messenger RNA, 3330 nt
Organism: Tympanuchus pallidicinctus (lesser prairie-chicken)
Lineage: Eukaryota; Metazoa; Chordata; Aves; Galliformes; Phasianidae
Gene: TBX5
Product: T-box transcription factor 5
Exons: 9
Coding region: 1210-2805 (531 amino acids)
Biological process (GO): positive regulation of DNA-templated transcription; regulation of transcription by RNA polymerase II; cell fate specification
Cellular component (GO): nucleus
Molecular function (GO): RNA polymerase II cis-regulatory region sequence-specific DNA binding; DNA-binding transcription factor activity, RNA polymerase II-specific
Source: RefSeq, a predicted model, not a curated record